AUGGGCGGCUUUAAUUCCCCUGCAAGCGGUUCUAGUCCGCAAACUGGUGGCUCUAAUAUUCCAGGUAGGGGUUCCCCCGGGGGAGGCAAGGGGGGAAGCCCUCCGGGCGGGGAAAGCCCCUAUGCUGGUCCCCCCCGCGCUGGGGGAAUGCGGAUGGGGGGAGGGCCUGGGGGAGUGACUAGAGGAGUGGGGGGAGGGAUAGCUGGAGGGGGGACUGGCGGAGGAGGGGGAGGGGGAGGCGGAACACGAGGGGGAUCGGAGAAGGAAGAAAGGGAGGUGUUUACCCCAGGCGGGGGAGGGAGAACAGAGGUUGGGGAAAACCCUGAAGGAAGGUCAAAAGCAGUGUCAAUCCAAAGUCCACACAAGCCCAAAAUCGUCCUACCAUCUACCAGCCCCCACGCCAGCCCUUAUGCUAGCCCCUACGCCAGCCCACGCUUUGGAUCCCCGUUAGUAGGCUCCCCGUUACUAGGCUCCCCCAUGCUGUCUCAAACGGGUUCCCGAACCGGGUUUGUGACUCCUGGUGCUAUGACGCCUGGUGGGGGGAGCGUGGUGGUCAGCCCCGGUACCUUGGCUGCGCAGGAGGAUCGGGACCAAGCCAAACUGGCCGAGAUCCAGAGCAUGUUCGCCAAUUGGAACCACGGAACCCCAAUCCCGUCCCCCAAAGCUGGAGCCUCGGCUCGGGCCGAGGCUGGCUUCCCGCUUCGGACGCCCCAGCCUAGCGACUACUACCGGAUCGACGGUGGGGAGACGGAGGGCGGAGAGGGGAUGGGAGAGGAGGAAGCUGCCGAGGAGCUAGGCCCGACUCGUGCGAAUGUGUUGGGGAAACCUUAUGAGGAUAUCAGGAAGAAGUACAAACUAGCUGAGAAGGAGCUAGGGCGGGGGAACUUUGGAGUGAUUCACGUGGGGGAGAACUUGCAGACGGGAGAGCAGUUUGCAUGCAAGAGCAUCACCAAGGCGAAAUUCGAGGUGAGGAGAGACUGUGCAUGUUGUCAAGGGGAGUAUGUGCCUGUUAAGACUGGAGAGCAGUUUGCAUGCAAGAGCAUCACCAAGGCCAAGUUUGAGGUGAGAAGUGUUGAAUGUUCAGUUUGGUUUGGUGCAUGUACGGUAGCUGAGAAGGAGCUAGGGCGGGGGAACUUUGGAGUGAUUCACGUGGGGGAGAAUCUGCAGACUGGGGAGCAGUUUGCAUGCAAGAGCAUCACCAAGGCCAAGUUUGAGACUGGAGAGCAGUUUGCAUGCAAGAGCAUCACCAAGGCCAAGUUUGAGAAGGAGCUAGGGCGGGGGAACUUUGGAGUGAUUCACGUGGGGGAGAACUUGCAGACCGGAGAGCAGUUUGCAUGCAAGAGCAUCACCAAGGCCAAGUUUGAGUGCUGGGACGAUGUGGAGGACGUGAGGAGGGAGGUGAGCGUGCUCGAGACGCUAAGGGGCCACCCCUUCGUUGUGUCGAUUGUUGAGACGAUGGAAGACGAGGAGGAGGUGCACAUAGUAAUGGAGCUGUGUGCAGGGGGCGAGCUAUUCGAUCGCAUUCUCGACCGCAAGUACUACGGGGAGAGGCAGGCAGCUCGGGUCAUUCGCUCCGUUGUGGAGGUUCUGGCCUUCUGCCAAGCGCGGGGGAUCGUGCACCGGGACUUAAAGCCCGAGAACAUUCUGCUCGUGUCGAAGCGGAGCGACACGCGGGUCAAAGUGAUUGACUUCGGCAUGGCGAGCAUCUUGAAACCGGGCGAGCGGUGCAAGCUGAGGGCAGGAACACCAAACUACAUUGCUCCAGAAGUCAUUGCUAAAAACUAUGGAGCGGAGGCGGACGUGUGGAGCGCGGGGGUGAUCCUGUACGUGCUGCUGUGCGGGCUGCCGCCCUUCUGGGGGGACACCACAGAGGACGUGUUCAAGAGCAUCCUGUGGCAGGAGCUUGAUUUCGAGACGGACCCCUGGCCGGUUGUGAGCACCGCUGCCAAGGACCUGGUCAGACGCAUGCUGUGCCGGAAAUACGAACGGCGGAUUACAGUGUCUGAGAUUCUGAAACACCCGUGGAUCAAGGCGCUAACUUAA
Closterium sp. Yama58-4 is the source of this 2043-nucleotide messenger RNA. The record is from the annotation of a GenBank genome assembly. Lineage: Eukaryota; Viridiplantae; Streptophyta; Zygnematophyceae; Desmidiales; Closteriaceae.